Messenger RNA from Drosophila navojoa, 3069 nucleotides. RefSeq names its product testis-specific gamma-tubulin ring protein 128 (gene t-Grip128). Lineage: Eukaryota; Metazoa; Arthropoda; Insecta; Diptera; Drosophilidae. The record is from RefSeq and is a predicted model, not a curated record.
UAAGAGAUAUAUUUUAUAUAUAAGACAACAUGAUACUGGAGGAAUGUCGAGAGCUUGUGGACCGUCAAAUGCCAAAGUUGGUCAAGCUAUUGCUGGAAUCGGAGGUGGAGGAUGAUACCUAUACGAAUUGCUUAAACUCUGCGCUCUACUGCUUGGAGAGCUACGCCAAGCCCUUAAAUACUGCGGAGAGUAUCUCCCAAAAUUUAGGCGACUUCUUGGAUCGAUAUGUGUGCGAACGUCUGGAAAUUAUGGCGCAAACUAUUAAAAAGCUCUGCAAUGUGAUACUCGACGAUAUCAUUAUAACGGAUGGCUUUAAGUUGGCGCUGCUGGAUUUUAUGCUAUCUGUUAACUUUAAAGCCUUUCGCUCCGCUCGCAUUCACUACGACGACUAUAUGGCUCGAGGAAGGAAUGUACUCAAAGCUCUGGCUGCGGCACAGAGCACCACCGCUUUAUAUGGCAGAAGGGAAAACAAAUUGGAUUCAUAUAGGGAAACGUUGAGUUCGAAAAACAAGUCAACGUCAACAUCUGAGGAGGAAGUUCUGAGCGAGUCCACAGCCAGUUUACAUACGAUACGCUCGCAGGAUAUUUCCGAUAAUAUAGAAACACUGGCCAUAGGCUCUAGCUCGGACGAGCUCUAUCCAAAUCAGGAGGAGGAAGCGAUUGAUAUGCCUCCUAAGUUGAAUCGUUGCAGUCGCCGCUUCAUUGUUGCGUUUGGCAGCUAUUUGCGUAGCAAGUUCAACAAUGCGCCGCAGUGCUUGAUGGAGUACGGCGAGGAGGGUUUCGUCUUACGUGAGAUACUCUGCAUGUUCUUUCUGCCAGGCGAUUGUCACUUCUUUCACAUGGUCAAUCAUAUGAUAGACCUGCGUCCCGACGUCAUCAGCAAUAAGGAGACUAGGCUAUAUAUAGUGGAGAAGUUUCUGCGGCCCUUGCAUCACAUGCAAAUGAUGCAGCUGUAUAUUAACUGUAGUGAAACAUCCAAAGAUAAUACCGAACGAACGGAGACGUUGGUCUGCCUAUCGGCGGCAUUCCGGCGCUUGCUCAAGCCAAUUGUGGAGGUGCUCACAUAUUUUGAGCGCAGUCUGUCCAAUGAUUUUGAGUUGUUGAGCCUGCGUGACUUGCGUCGCGCCACAAAGACAAGAUUCGAGACUCUUGAGCGCUUGUGGAGCCUGGCGGCCGCCACAUACAUGUCCUAUCCGGCUGAAUUCGGCAACGAGCCGCACUCACGCAGUCAGCACAUCAUUUGCAGUCUGGUCGAGCUGACGCUGCAGACACUCACCGCAAGGGACCCAGAGAAACGCGCCUAUGCGGCUGCCUUGCUCUUGAAUGAGCUGCAGGUGAUAUGCCGUUUCCUUGACUCUUGGUGGCAGACGGGCGAGUUCAAUGACUGGUACGAAGAAUUCGCUUUUAAGAAAUCGGAGAGAAAUUGUAGAACAGAGUAUACGAUGCGCCCGCUCGACUAUGGGCAGCCGUAUAUGAAAAUCUGUAGGAUCCAUAGGAUUAUAAGGCGACAUAUCGAGUCGGCUGGACCAGCACUCGCCGCUUUAUACGAUUCGCGGCGAUUGGCAGACUUUGUCAACGAGCAUCAAGAGUUGCUGACGAGAAAACUGCAUCAAGCAGUGGUGCAUUCUAUGUACGAGGAGCUCAGAUUCUAUCAAGUGCAUGCGCAGAUGCCUGUCCAAGCAGGCCGUGAUAUAUUUUGGCAGCUCAGAACAACCAACGAUCAGCAGUUGCGCAGCCUUUACUAUGCCUAUUACGUGGAGACAAUGUCAGACUUAAAGCAGGCCGAAUUCUGCAACAUCGAUGAGCUGCUGAGGCGCUGCCAAAACUGUGUGAUCUAUACGCCGCUCGCAGAGCUCAUCUUCCAGACAUUCGAGCGUCAUUUGGAGCAGCGUGCUCUGCUCGUAAACCGAUAUGUGAAUUGUCUUAUCCAGAAUCGACUUCACUUGGCCAAAGUGUUUGAGAAAUUGCGUGCGGUCUAUUUGCUUUUCAAUUUCAACGAGUUUGAUAAAGAGUAUUCACUAGCAUAUGGUUAUCUGGAAAAUGGAUUGAUUGUCAAAGGUGCUGAGCAGCUGCAGGUCAUUAUGAAUAGGUAUAAUUCCAUGGCAAUGCUCCGAAAUGAUCCAUUCUAUGUGGCGCUGCCCAUUACCAAUAUCGAGCAGCUUUCACUGGCCUACAGCUGCAAUAAAAUGUUGAACGGCAUAAUUACAGAGCAGCAGAUCAAAAGCUACAACGAGGCAUUUCGCAUGCGUUUGCCGCUGUAUGUGACGGUGUAUCGCGUGAAGCAGCUGCCACCGCUCAACAGUGAUAAUGCGGUGGCCGAGUCUCUGUCUGAACUGCAGGACACAGUGGUGCAAGCUCUGGAGAAGCACUUCCAAAUUGAGGCCCUGCAACGGGCUGUGGAUCAACUAGAUGAGAUUUUGCCACGCAGCGAGAAACUGUCGCAUCUGCAGAUAGCGCAUCAGGAGUUCGUAAGCCUGAUGGUAUCUAGCCUAAAGCUAGGCGUCUAUCGCUCGCAGCACGAGCAGCAAGAGCUGCUGACAAUGGCACGCAUCGUCAUCUGCCUGUGGCGACGCGUUGAAUACAUACUCCUCUACAACAUCACAGAGGAGGACACGGGCUGUGAUUUUGCUGAUAAAUAUGAUGAUCAUAAUAUGGCCUAUUUCUUGUCUGUAAUGACUGCUACGAAGGCCAUGCGCUCCCUGCAUCCGUUAAAGGAUAUUGUCAAAUAGAUACUGAUACAAAAAAAAAAUCAGCUUAAAUCUCUUCAACUGCAUCAGCAAAUCCGCAAAUAAGUUUUUAUCAAUUUUCGGUGUGCGUCGCGCUUUUGUGACAAAAACCGCAAAUUAAAUCGUUUUGGGCUGCCUCCACGCAAUUUAUUUGUAGCGUGUAGCCAAAGCCGCAAGCGCCACGCCCACUCGCUUAAAUGAAAAAAACAAAACUCGUAGAAAUUAGAGCUGGCAGCUGGGCAAGCUCGACUAUACCAAAUCACAUGCAGCAACCAAAAUGAUUCAACGGAUUCUGCGGCCGCAGCGGUCGCUGCUACACACACACACACACUCACACACACAC